UCCGUUGUGUUGUGGUCCUAUUUGCAGCGCGUUUUUCUAGUUGCAGCGCGUUUUUCUAGUUGCAGCGCGUUUUUCUAGUUGCAGCGCGUUUUUCUAGUUGCUGCGCCUGUGUUGUAAUUUUGAUGGAUGUGUUUUGUGCUUUUGCAGCGCUUUUCAAUUUGCACUGCGUUGGGCUUUCUCGGCCACCGUAACCUCAUACUACUGUGAACUGGGAAAAGAAAAGUUUCACAAGUCUCAACAUUUUGAAUACUCAAAAGGAAUACCAUUAAUGGUGGGCGCAAAAAAGCCUGGCAUUGGAGGAGAACCGCUGCUCGGCCAGACGGCAAAACCUCAGUACUCAUUGUUUCCAAAAGAACAAGGCAGUGGUCCUUCAUGGUUAGCCUUCGACAAGCAGGUGCUUUGCUUUGAUGCAUAUUUCCAAGAACCUAUUACUCAGAGCAGAGAGGAAACAUACAGAGUCAGAAAGUGCAAAAUUUACUACUACUUGGAAAACGACACCAUACAGGUUGUGGAGCCAAUAAUAAAAAACAGUGGCAUGCAACACGGAACAUUGAUUUGCCGCCAUCGCAUUCCUCUCCCGGCUCCUAAUGAUGACCAGUUUUACAAUAUACAGCACUUUAAUAUCAACCAGGAGAUUGAGUUCUACUCCAGAACCUACAUGAUUACAGACUGUGACCCUUUCACACGUAACUUUCUGAGGAAGAUGGGGGUACGCAUUAAUUCCUCUGCUACAGCACCAGCAGAUCCUUACACAACACUUCGUCAGGAGCUGGAGGACAGCAUGAAGCCACGGCGCCCAUAUGAGAGGCAAGAUACUUUAAAGCAGUUCCUGGAGCACGAUCAUAAUGUCCUGCGAUUUUACUGCUACUGGAAUGAUACCGAGAGCAUGUUUGGUGACCCCAGAGAGCUGAUCCUGCAUUACUUUUUGGCUGAUGAUACCAUAGAAAUCCGAGAGGUUCUGUAUCCAAACAGUGGGCGGGACACCGCCCCUAAAUUUUUGAACAGGAGUAAAAUUCCUAAGAACGCUCCAACUCCGACACACCAGCCUGGAGAAGUUACAGGCCGCACUGUCCUCAAUGUGAUUGGACCAGUGGGACAAGGGAGUCGCUACAUUUUGGACAGGCUCAAUACAGGAGCUGUGGAGGAGGAGUUCUACAAGGACUCUGACCUGACAAUAGGAGGGGUCAUCAACGUCUGGGGCCGGUCAGUGUUGAUCUGUGACUGCGACAAUUUCACCAAAGAGUACUAUCGCUCCAAGUAUGGCAUCGAGGACUUCACCCCUGUACAAUACAAGGUCCCUCCGCCCCCAAAACCAGCCAGAGAGAUGCCUCCUUACACUGGCUUUGGAUCUGAAGAGGACUCGCUCUGUUCCUGCCAGGGUCUGAUACCCAAGGCGCCACAGAAAGACUUCAGGAAGCUGAUGGAGAAAGACAGGCAGGGUCUGGAGAGCAAUGUGCUCAGAUUUGUUGCGAAAAUCUUGACAAAUAAUGCCGUUAACAACGAACGCACCUUUAUCAUUUCCUUCUACCUGGGCGAUGACACUAUCGCAAUGUUUGAACCCACACAGAGGAACACAGGAGUGCUUGGUGGCAAGUUCUUGGAGAGAAGCCGGGUGAAGAAACCAGGGCAGGAGCUCUAUAAGAGUGAGAUGUCUGAGUGCUACAUGGCUCAGGACCUGUAUGUGGGAGCCAGACUCUGCAUAAGUAACCAGCUCUUCCAGCUAGUGGAUGCUGAUGAGUAUGCUUUCAACUAUAUGGAGCAGCAUGCAGAAGAGUUCCCCAGGGCCAACAUUGGCAUCAUCCUGAGCAAGUUAAAAUCCAUCCAUGCAGAGAAGCAGAAGGAGAUCAAACACUUCCUGGCAAACAGUGACCCAGGAAACACCGGUCUCAUUCCUUACGAGUCCUUCAGGUCUCUGUUGGCAGAUACGGGCUGUCAGCUGUCGGAGCAUGAGAUCAUAACGUUGGGCCGUACCUACUCACUGCGAGAGCAGCCUGAACCUAUUGUAGGCUUCAUGCUGGCUGUGGCUCAGGACCACCUGAAGAAGAAACUAUUUGAUAACUUCCCAGACCUGCUCCGAGCUUUCACCCAUGAGGAUCGGGACAGAACUGGACAUCUUUCAGCUAAAGAAGCUCGGACCAUCUGUAAAGCCUUCCGCCUGCCACUGGCUGAUGACCUUCUCAGAGCCCUUCUGCAGAAAUUUGCAAACGAGUCUGGGAAUAUUGAUUACAACGCUUUCCUCUCGGGAAUCAACUGGAGAGAGAAUCCUUCCCCGCCACUUCUACCAGAUGAUGCCAUAAAGUGUGAUGUAGACUGGAGCGGAGAAGCUGUAGGCCCUGCAGUAACAGCCGUCAACUACUCUCUGUUACUGGAUGAUGUCUUUGGCAGUGCUGGCAACAGUGAGAGCAGCUGAGAGGUACUGAGAUCACCUCUCUCUCCCUCAAACACACCAGCAUUAACUUCGGAGAACAUGCCUGCUGUAUGUAUUUUCACAAACAGAAAAAAAGAAAACGUUCAAAUAAAUUCAUACAUCUGUCGCAUUA
This is a messenger RNA of Astyanax mexicanus (Mexican tetra), 2540 nucleotides long. RefSeq names its product EF-hand domain (C-terminal) containing 2 (gene efhc2). The transcript is spliced from 15 exons. Lineage: Eukaryota; Metazoa; Chordata; Actinopteri; Characiformes; Acestrorhamphidae. Gene Ontology annotation, biological process: regulation of neuron projection development. The record is from RefSeq and is a predicted model, not a curated record. The coding region runs from base 269 to 2410 and encodes 713 amino acids. Gene Ontology annotation, cellular component: microtubule.